AUUCGUAAAUUCGAUACGCAAAGGGACUGCCGGGCAUGGUGAUGGCGGCAGUUUCCAAAUGUUCUUUUCUAGAGACAUUUUUCAUACUUUUUUGUGAAAGUCUUCAAAGUCUUCGGUGACGAACGCUACCUAUUUCAAACGAUUGAGACAUAUAUCACGCAACUGCGACAAAGCCAUUUUGAGCUUGCUGCCGGCGCGCGCGUUGUUGCCGCGCGUGAGGCUCUGGCGAGGAACUCAGUUGCUUAGCAUUUGUUGAAUUAAUUUUUUUUUCAAGGCUAGUGACUAAAGAUCAUCAGAAAAAGCAAUCGGUAUAAGUGGCCGAUUUAUUUUGCAUAUUACUGUCGCGACUCAAAGACAAUGUCUGAGGGCGGCUUCUCAGAGCUGGUCCAGCAGGCCAGUCGGCUCACCACCGACAUGGACACCGCUGCGCCGCUGCCGCGAGUCCAGCGCAACCUCAAACAGCUGCUGCAGGCUGGAGAGCAGCUGUGGGCGCGCACUGCCCAGACUGGAGCGCAGGAUGUCAAGGCGUCGAUCCUGCUGGGCUCCAAGGGCGUCGACCUGCCAGCCCUCUCCAUGCGUCUGGAUGCCCUGGACGCUUCCAGAACAUUCCAGCCGCUGGAGCCUGUUCAGGACACGGACAUCGCUGGAUUCCUGCGCAACGAGCGAGAGAACGCAGUGCUGACCGUCAUUGAACAGUCCCGGAAAGAGACAUUCGAGGCGGUGGACCGGGCGCACUACGAGGCGUUCAGCUCGUGCUGGGAGCUGGCCAAACACCGUCUGCUGAGCACGCUGGCGCCCUCCGGGCACGAUCUGCUCGACGUCACUCUACAGCCCGAGCUGUCGGUGAGCUCGAGCUCUGGCACGGCCGGCGUGCGUAGCACCCUGACCGCCCAGGAGAAGGCCUACGUGGACACGAUUGCCAAAUACAUCGAGCAGCUGAGCUCGGACGGGCCGCGGCCAGACCUGGUCACCACCUGCCGAGAGCUGAUGGCCAAACUCGGAGACGAUGUGGCCGUGGAGCUGUGGGACACGGUGCGCUGCGUCACACAGGUGGGCGUCCGAUCAGAGGUGGGGCGCUUCUCCAACUCGGUGCAGGCUGCCAUGAUACGACAGGCCAAACGCUUCCUCGAGACCAGUUACGUGUCGCGUCUGCAGCGUCUCGUGUACAGCCACCUGUCAAUAGCCGGUCUGGGCGGCGAGCCGGGCACUCUCCAACUCGUCCAGUCGUACCUGGCCGUGCGCCCGCCCACCGCGGCGCCCGACGACCCGCUGCUGCAGGGCCUGCCCGCCUGGGCGGUCAUCUACCACUGUUUGCGCUGUGGCGACCCGCCGGCCGCCCGGCAGGCUGCUCAGCGAGCCGGGCCGCCUCUGUCGGACAUCGCGCGCGUUCUGGCCCGUGUGGAGGCCAGUCAGGACGGCCGGCUGCCGCCCGAGUGUCUGUCGGAGCUACGACAGUUGCAGUACAGCUGUCGGGCCAGCGGUACCGGGGACCACUACACCAGAGCGGUGUGCUCGGCGCUGGGCGCGCCGGACCUCACCGAGGACACGGUGGAGCGGUCCGCUGACCAGACCGCGUCCACCGACGACUUCCUCUGGAUGAAACUGAGCGGCCUGAGCGCGCUGCCCGCCGGCGACGAGCAGCGCGCGGCCCUCUCCCGGCUGCAGACCACACUGGUCGACAAGUACGGCGAGUCUCAUUUUGACGCGUACAACCAGCCGGCGCUGUACUUCCGCGUGCUGCUGCUCACCGGUCAGCUGGAGGCAGCCGUGGAGUUUUUGGCGCGCGUGGAGCGGCUGCGCGCGCACGCUGUCCAUAUCGCGCUGGCACUGCACGAGCUGAGUCUGCUGCUGCUGGCCCGAUCACCGCAGGCGCCGCUACUGUCGUCCGACUCUGACGCCGGUGGCCGCCGACUGAACCUGGCCCGUCUGGUACUCCUCUACACGCGCCGGUUCGAGGGCCCCGAGCCCGAGUCGGCGCUCCACUACCUGUUCCUGCUGCGCCGCCUGCCGCCCGCCGAGGGCGGCGAGGACCUGUUCGCGGCGGCCGCCGCUGAGCUGGCACUCCAGUCGGGCAGCUACGAGAGGCUGCUGGGAAGGAUGGCGGCAGACGGACGGAGGCAGCCCGGAGCCCUCGAUAGGUACGACAACUUUGACGCGCGUCCCGUCAUCGAGCGGGUGGCUGAGGAGUGUGAGAGCCGCGGUCAGCUCGAAGACGCCGUACAGCUGUACGACCUCGCCGACAAACACGAUAAGGUUCUGGAGCUGCUGAACCGCCUGCUCAGUCAGCUGGUGUCCAGUACCGACACGGCGCGCCGGGAGCGGCUUCAGGGCACCGCCAUCGGCAUCGCCCGGCGCUUCAAGGAGCACGGACACAGGGGAUCCGCUGAGUCUGCCGGCACUCUGUACCUGCUACUGGACCUGAUGUCGUUCUUUGACCUGUACCGUCUGCGGCGGAUUGACGGGGCGCUGGAGGUGCUCCGUCGGCUGCGACUCGUGCCGCUGCAGCAGAACGAGCUGGAGAUGAGGCUGGCAGAGUUCGGGAGGCUGCAGGAAGAGGUGCGUCGCUGUAUGCCCGACGUCCUCCUAGCGGCCAUGACUCUGCUCCACUCGGCUCAGCGCGGCGAGGCCGGUAUCGCUCCGACCGAGCUGCGCCAGACUGCCAGACUUCUCAUCACGUUCGCUGGCAGUCUGCCCUACAGACUGCCAGGCGAUACACACGCCCGGCUGGUGCAGAUGGAGGUGCUGAUGAACUGAGGAUAAACUGGUGGGGAAGGGAGGGAGAGGAGAGGAAAGGGACAAGGAAUGAACGGAGAGAGGAGUGAAGAGAGAAGGGAUUUGAAGUGAGGGUAUGAUAGGAUGGAGACGGGAGAGAAUGGAAAGAAAUUGGAGGGAGGACAGCCUUUGUUGCUGAACAUGUCAAGGGGGGGCGGUGGCAGUGACUGUUUCGCGGAACCUGAAUGGGGAAUGACCAUUAAGAGCGGGAGUGAUGGGGGGAGCACUUCUGGGCUUGCAUCAGAAAAGUAACUGGCCAACGGAGAAGGGAGCAAGGCGAUGGUAUACGAUUGGAGCGCAUUGUCCAGCACACGUGACAUUGUGAAUGUGAAAGGAUGGAAUCGAGCGUGUACUUGUUGUCCGGCUGAUUUUAGCGGUAAGCUCGUUGUGUGUGCUCGUUCUGUCCUGAGAUGGAUGACUGUAUUUUCGGCCCAGUUCAUGUUUGUAACGAUGUAUGUAAGAUGAGGACAUGCCAUGCCAUCUCUGUACAUUUCUUGCGCCAGGUCAUGGAUGUGGUUGUGUCGGGAAGAAAAUAAAUUUUCAAUGAAACCAUU
Molecule: messenger RNA, 3326 nt
Organism: Amphibalanus amphitrite
Lineage: Eukaryota; Metazoa; Arthropoda; Thecostraca; Balanomorpha; Balanidae
Product: nuclear pore complex protein Nup93-like
Exons: 15
Coding region: 358-2754 (798 amino acids)
Biological process (GO): poly(A)+ mRNA export from nucleus; protein import into nucleus
Cellular component (GO): nuclear pore
Molecular function (GO): structural constituent of nuclear pore
Source: RefSeq, a predicted model, not a curated record